AUGCCCGGCGGUGUUAUGCAAAUAUUUGAGGCGGUUGGGGGCAGCCGACGACCUGGCGCGACUUCCCUCAACUCUGCGGCUUCAGCUUCAGCUUCUGUUUCUACUCGUCUUGUUUUGUUUGCGCCGUUCAUUAUCCGCCGCAGCACAACAUGCAACACUACUGUUGGUACGAUGAAGGGGAACGCAUCGAAAUGUUACGAGAUGGAAGUCAUAAGCAAAGUGAAAAGUUGUUAACAUGUUCCUUUUAGUCUGCACUCGAAGUGGUCGCUCUCAUUCUGAGACUUCCAUCUAGAGCACGGUCUCAACUACAUUCUGAGCUCGUCAAAGCGCAACUGGACGAUCUACGCCCAGAAGAACGAGGCGAAGGACCGUAAGACCAUGCUUUCAACUUGA
This is a messenger RNA of Caenorhabditis auriculariae, 393 nucleotides long. The record is from the annotation of a GenBank genome assembly. Lineage: Eukaryota; Metazoa; Nematoda; Chromadorea; Rhabditida; Rhabditidae.